GUUAUGUAAGUAGAAUCUUUUGUUUUUAAGUCGUCUGUAAUGUUAGUAGUGUGUAGUGCAGUGUAAGGUCUUGAAAAGAUCAGACCUUACUCUUGCUGCAGAUUUAACUCCCUUUAACAAUGUGGCUUUAUAAUUUUUUGCUGGGUUUUGACUUGAAAGGGCUUUUCCUGUUUAUUUUUAUUUCUAUCCUAAUAGCAGACUUCCUCAAAUUCAGGAAUCCUCAAAAUUAUCCUCCAGGACCUCUGGCUCUUCCCCUUGUGGGAUAUUUCUUCAGUGUAGACAUGAAACAUCCACACAUUUCUUUUACUAAGCUGGCUGACAUCUAUGGGAAUGUGUUCAGUGUCCGCCUUGGCCGUAGGAAGAUGGUGUUUGUGUCUGGGUACAAGAUGGUGAAGGAAGCCAUAGUGACACAAGCUGAGAAUUUUGUGGAUCGACCAUACAGUGCAAUAGUUGACAGGGUAUACUCAGGAGACGCAGGUGGUGUGUUCUCAAGCAAUGGUGAAAAAUGGAAGAGACAGCGACGCUUUGCCUUGUCUACCUUACGUAGCUUUGGCCUGGGCAAAGGUACCAUGGAGCAGAGUAUCUGUGAGGAGAUCCGACAUCUGCAGAAGGAGAUAGAGAAGGAGAAAGGUGAACCUUUCAAUCCAGCAGGCUUCUUCAACAAUGCUGGGUCCAACAUCAUUUGCCAGCUGGUAUUUGGGAAACGGUAUGACUACAACGACCACAACUUCCAGACCAUGCUGAACAAUAUUUCUAAAGCUUUUAGGCUGGAGGGCUCUGUAUGGGCUACGCUGUAUGAGUCAUUCCCUGGAGUGAUGAAGCACUUGCCAGGUCCUCACAAUGAAAUAUUCAGCAACAACUACGCCAUCCUAGACUUCAUCAGUCAGGAGAUAAAGAGUCAUAAGAAGGACCUGGACCACAGCGAUCCCAGGGACUACAUUGAUGCUUUCCUCAUUGAAAUGGAGAAUCACAAAGAGACUGAUCUGGGCUUCACUGAGACCAAUCUGGCCAUGUGCACUCUGGAUAUAUUUGUGGCUGGAUCAGACACAACCUUCACUACUUUGCUGUGGGCUUUGGUUUUCCUCAUCAAAAUCCCUGAUAUUCAGAACAAAGUCCAGGCAGAGAUAGACAGAGUGAUCGGACAGACCCGACUGCCCAGAAUGGCAGACAGACCUAACCUGCCCUACACCGAUGCUGUCAUCCACGAGAUCCAGAGGAUGGGAAACAUUGUUCCUCUCAAUGUACUUAGAAUGGCUGCCAAGGACACAACACUGGGUGGUUACGUCAUACCCAAGGGUACAUCCUUGAUGCCCAUCUUGACCUCUGUGCUGUUUGACAAGACUGAAUGGGAGACGCCAGACACCUUCAACCCUGGACACUUCCUAGAUGCUGAGGGAAAGUUCAUGAAAAGAGACGCUUUCCUGCCUUUCUCUGCAGGGAAACGCGUGUGUCUCGGAGAAGGCCUCGCCAAAAUGGAGCUGUUCUUGUUUUUGGUCGGUUUACUACAGAAGUUCUCUUUCUCCGUUCCUGAUGGAGUAGAGUUAAGUACAGAAGGAGUUACUGGAAUAACACGUGUACCGCACCCCUUCAAUGUUUACGCCAAGGCUCGCUGAAUUAUACCAUAUCUGACUGAAUCAUUUUUCAUCUACACAACAUGUAACAAACAUAGAAUGUAAAAAUAAUGGAUGGAGCUUCCAAGUCUGAAAAGUGAAGCUAAUACAGAAUUGUCUUAAACCUGCCGGCUUGUAUAGAGAAGUCUUUUUCAAUACAGCAUGUUGGGGUUUUCCUCCUCUGUGUCCCCCCUUUUGGGACAACGUGUCUGACUCCAAAUAAAAGACCUAUAUAUCCCAGCGCAUUUGUUAAAUUGGAAUUACAUUGAUCCUAAGCAAGAGCCAAAUAAGACAAUAAGAUUUUAAACAUUUGUUUAAUCAGUCAAGCAUCAGAGUUUCAAUACACAGAUCUAUGGUAUCACAAAGCACGCAGAGACUCAGUUUCCCUAGCAACAGAC
Molecule: messenger RNA, 2008 nt
Organism: Sander lucioperca (pikeperch)
Lineage: Eukaryota; Metazoa; Chordata; Actinopteri; Perciformes; Percidae
Product: cytochrome P450 2J6-like
Exons: 9
Coding region: 120-1613 (497 amino acids)
Biological process (GO): xenobiotic metabolic process
Cellular component (GO): cytoplasm; intracellular membrane-bounded organelle
Molecular function (GO): heme binding; oxidoreductase activity, acting on paired donors, with incorporation or reduction of molecular oxygen, reduced flavin or flavoprotein as one donor, and incorporation of one atom of oxygen; iron ion binding
Source: RefSeq, a predicted model, not a curated record